UCUAAUUAGGUGACGUUAAAAGCAGUUAGUUUUGUUUUUACGUAUAUUUCGGCAAGGGCCGAGCUUUCGAGAUGGCUCUAAGAAAAGUCAAAGGUAAUUUCGAACGGAUGUUCGAUAAAAAUCUCACCGAUCUUGUACGAGGAAUCAGAAAUAAUAAAGAAAACGAGGGUAAAUAUAUAACACAAUGUAUGGAAGAAAUAAAACUAGAACUAAGGCAAGAUAAUAUAGCAGUCAAAGCCAAUGCAGUUGCUAAGCUGACAUAUUUGCAAAUGCUAGGAUAUGAUAUAAGCUGGGCUGGAUUUAAUAUCAUAGAAGUUAUGUCAUCUGCAAAAUUUACUUAUAAGAGGAUUGGCUAUUUGGCGGCUAGUCAAAGUUUUCAUAUGGAGUCUGAGCUACUAAUGUUAACAACAAAUAUGAUACGCAAAGAUCUAAACAGCUCCAACCAGUAUGAUGCUGGACUUGCACUAAGUGGUUUAUCAUGUUUUGUUAAUCAAGAUUUAGCUAGAGAUUUAGUGAAUGAUAUAAUGACUCUUUUGACUUCUACAAAACCUUAUUUAAGAAAGAAAGCAGUGUUAAUGAUGUACAAAGUGUUCCUUCGAUUCCCAGAAGCAUUGAGACCAGCAUUUCCUAGACUUAAGGAAAAAUUGGAAGAUCCAGAUAGUGGAGUUCAAUCUGCAGCAGUUAAUGUAGUGUGUGAACUAGCUAGGAAAAAUCCAAAAAAUUAUUUAAGUUUAGCACCAGUGUUUUUUAAAUUAAUGACAACAUCUACAAAUAAUUGGAUGCUAAUCAAAAUAAUUAAAUUAUUUGGCGCAUUGACACCUCUAGAACCUAGGCUUGGCAAAAAAUUGAUAGAACCAUUAACAAACUUAAUACACAGCACAUCAGCCAUGUCUUUACUGUAUGAGUGUAUAAAUACAGUUAUCGCAGUCUUAAUCUCAAUAUCUUCUGGCAUGCCCAAUCAUUCUGAUUCUAUUCAAUUAUGUGUACAAAAGUUGAGAAUAUUAAUUGAAGAUAGUGAUCAAAAUUUAAAGUAUUUAGGAUUACUUGCCAUGUCCAAAAUAUUAAAGACACAUCCAAAAAGUGUACAGGCACACAAAGAUCUUAUAAUGCAAUGUUUAGAUGACAAAGAUGAAAGUAUAAGGUUACGUGCUUUAGAUUUACUUUAUGGAAUGGUCUCUAAAAAAAAUCUAAUGGAAAUUGUGAGAAAAUUGAUGGUACACAUGGACAAAGCAGAAGGCACAACAUACAGAGAUGAAUUACUGUCCAAGAUCAUUCAAAUAUGUUCUCAAAAUAACUAUCAAUUUAUAACAUAUUUUGAAUGGUACAUAUCAGUUCUUGUUGAGCUGACGCGCAUGGAAGGAACUAAACAUGGACGGUUGAUAGCAACACAAUUACUAGACGUUGCGAUUCGUGUACAAGCGAUUAGAAAAUUUGCGGUGCAACAAUGUGCGAUUUUGCUUGAAAAUGCAGCUCUUUUGACAGGCCAACCUAGAGCAACGAUGUCUGAGGUGCUAUAUGCAGCUGCAUGGAUUUGCGGAGAAUUUUCUAGCGAAUUAGAAAAUCCAAUGGCAACAAUACAGUCAAUGUUAAAACCUCAAGUAUCAAGCUUGCCAGGUCAUAUUCAAGCAGUUUACGUCCAUAAUAUUAUAAAAUUGAUUGCCGCUAUUCUUAGUAAAGAAGAUGAGACUGAUAUCGAAACAAUCCAACAGAUUGCCGAUUUGAAAGAAAAGUUGGCAAUGUUUAUUUGCAGUAGUGAUUUGGAAGUUCAAGAAAGAUCAAGCUCGGCGGUAGCGUUGUUGGAUUGUUUGACAGAAAAUCCAAGCUUAGCUAAAGAAAUAUAUGAGGCGUUUGUAGGCGAACUGAAUCCUGUUGCUCCAAAAGCUCAAAGAAAGGUGCCAAUUCCGGAAGAUUUAGAUCUCAAUUCAUGGAUCAAUGAUCCUCCUUCUGAAAGUUCAGACUCUGAUGAUGUAGAUAUGAAUGAUAUUUUUGUUAAAUCAGAGAAAACUAAUGAUAGUUAUCAUACGCGUCCUUCGUAUGAACCAACGGCAGAAGAAUUAGAAAUGAGACGAGAAGCAAGAAAAUUGGAACAACAAAAUAAUCCUCAUUAUUUGAAAAUCUCUGCAACGCCUCAAAAGAAAAUUACAUUUUACAAUAAGAAUAACGAUGAAGAUUACGAUAAUAUUCCUAUAACAGAAUUGGAUAUUCCAGUAUCUUUGAAAGUUAACGAUUCUAUUUAUUCAAAUAAAUAUAUCGAUAUGAAUAAAAAAGAACGUAAACGCUUUAAAAAGGCAAACAAAAAGAAGAAAUCUAAAAAGAAUAAAAAAUCAAGCAGCUCCGAAGAUGAAGACGACGAUGAAGUUUAUCCAGUCCAACUUGUAAAUAAAGGGAUUGGUGAGUUGCCUCCCGGUGCGCAGUUGAGUGAUAGUAACGAUGAAGAUGCAAAGGAUGCAGAUGAUCCUCAUCGAGCACUUAACAUUGAUCUCGAUAUGCCGUUGCAAGAGGAUGAGAGGUUGCCAGUGGUAGAACAUCGUAUCCCCAUUGCAAACAUUCUUAAUACAGCCGAAAAAUCUAUCACUAAAAAGGGAAAAGAACAUAAAAAACAGAAGAAAAAGCAUAGUUCCAAGGAUAAAGUAGAACAAGAAUCAAAGAAAAAGGAAGAGGUCAAUUUGUUAAAUGUGAAUGAAGCUGAUGAACAAUGUAAAGUAGAUGAUGGCGUUACAGAAGAGAAAAACAAAGAAAAUAAAAAAUCAAAACGUAAAAAAGAUCAAAUUAACCAGGAAGAUGGAAAAGAUUACCAGAAAAUUAGAAAAAAGACAAAAAAAGGUAAAAGUAAAAAUAGUAAGGAGAAUAAAGAUUAUGAAGAAACUGCCGGAAUUUCUACACCUUCAAAAGAAAUAUUGCCAAGUAGGGAUCUUAAUUUUGAUAUUGAGACUAAUGUGUCUGACCAGUCACCAACUUCUGCUAAGGAGUUGGCUAAAGAUAAGACUGUAAAAAUGCUUUAUGAAAUUAAACAAUUAGAGCAAGAUGCUAGUAAAAUUAUUUUAUUACUUUCAUUUAUAAAUCUGUCGGAAAAUGUAUUAAAAGAAUUGAUAUUUAAUGUUAUGGAUUCAUUAGCUUUGCAACUAGAAAGAAGGCCGAAAGAUGAGUAUGGAAUCAAGAUGAAUUUUCAAUUACUUCCAUUGAGUUCCAAUGAAGCUCACGUGGCGAUUUUAGUAUCCGACGUAACGUUUGCUCAGAAACUCCGCGGUACUUUGACGUACAUGAUACAGGGUUCUAACGAUACAGUGCAAGAAAAGCUCGACUUUAUUUUACGAUUACCUUGCAGUAGUUUUGUAGUCGGGCGUCUUUGUCAUAACGACAUUCUUGCGGAAUUGUUGAAAAGUGGCCAAUUGUCACAAAAAUCAAGGACUGAAGUAACGGCUUGUAAGAAUUUCAAUAAAAUACUGAAAAAUAUAUGCAGUGAAUGUCACUUAACACUGGUCGAGCAUAUUGAUAAUACGGCGUCUUUGUACGGUCAAUCUCUGAAGGGGCACCACAUCUGUCUUUUAGUGAAACAAAACUCAACAACAAACAUAUUGGUAAUAGAAGGAAAAAGUGAUAAUAAUUCUCUGCUUGUGGAAAUUAUCGAUGAAAUAACAAAGAUAUUGGCGUGAGAAUUUCGAAAAAAUAAAUUAUUGUUAUAGCUUAAUAUACAUAAAAUAUUGACAAAAUUUCUUAAAAAGGAAGUAGCAUCUGAUACACAUUUGCUACAAAUUAAAUAAUUUUUUUAAUUAUUAUACAUAUUGAAGACCAUUGAACUGAGAUAAAAAAAUAUAUGUAACAUACGAUGUUAGACGUGCGGAUAAUUAUGCACGGUUUUAUUGUGCACAAUAAUAUGGCGCAAAUCAGCGUGUAUCAAUUCUUACGCUAUUAUUGUGCACGAUAAUUUGUGUAUACAUUAAAACCGUGCACAAUUGUCCGCAUGCCCGAUGUUAAACGUCGAACUAUUGACGGAUUUUAUAUGCGACCUUUGUAGGACAGUAUCUUUUCGUCAAGGGUUCACUUGCGAAAGUUUCAUUCCAUUUUACUAAAAAAACUAUUUGAUGGUCAAUAUUGUGUAUAUUUAAUUUGUUAAAUACUUUGAAGGGCUUUUGCAACUAAAUAAAUUACUUAAAAAAUAACGCUUUUUAAAUUAAAAUGGGCGGAAGAAUGAGAUGUAUAUUGUUAAAAAUACACAUAAUUAUUUAAUGAAAAUUAAAAAAUCCACGAUUACGUAAGAUUUUAAAAUGUAAGCUAUGUUGUCUUUAUAAUUACUCGUGAAGGUUUUAAAAAAUUAUUAUGUUACAGUUAAAAUUUUAAGCGCUCAUUACAUCGAGAUUUAUUUUUUUGUAUUUCAUGUUUGUUGGUACAUAACUAUAUUUUACAAUUUUUUUACCUCAAUUAAUUUCUAAAUUUAAUCUUAUUAUUAUGCAAAUAGUUUUAUUUGAAAGAAUAUUGUGUUGAUCAAUACUGAAUAGCGUGAUCAAAAACGAUUUGAUGCUCACUUAUUGAAACAUUGAUUAAAAAAUAUUUUUUUAACAAAUAAAUAAAGGUAUGCUUAUUUCAUUAAAUAGAUUGUAAAAUGUAUUGUAUUUUGUA
This is a messenger RNA of Phymastichus coffea, 4617 nucleotides long. RefSeq names its product AP-3 complex subunit delta-1 (gene garnet). Gene Ontology annotation, cellular component: presynaptic endosome; AP-3 adaptor complex; endosome membrane. The transcript is spliced from 14 exons. Gene Ontology annotation, biological process: synaptic vesicle budding from endosome; Golgi to vacuole transport; neurotransmitter receptor transport, postsynaptic endosome to lysosome. The coding region runs from base 72 to 3653 and encodes 1193 amino acids. Lineage: Eukaryota; Metazoa; Arthropoda; Insecta; Hymenoptera; Eulophidae. The record is from RefSeq and is a predicted model, not a curated record.